AUGAAGCAAGUCGAAAAUGGCAUGAAAAUUAAUCAUCAUCAAAUCGAAGAAUAUCAGCAAUUGAGAUGUCGUAUCGAGGAACUUCCCCACAAAUUGUCUCGCGAAAUUUUGGUCCCGUUUGGGUCCGUAGGCUACAUGAAGGGUCGAAUUGUACAAACUAAUAAACUAAUGGUAUCUCUUGGAAGCAAGUAUUUCGUCGAGUGUUCUUGUUACGAGGCCAAUCAAGUGAUCGAUCGUCGUAUCCAAAAACUUGAGGAAAAUCUCGAAUGUUUUGAACGUGAAAAGGAAAUGAUUCAAUCGCGAAUUGAUUUUGGUGAAAAAAUUUUCAACCGAGAAACUGACGAAGUUGAGAUAAGAGAACCGUAUGAUGAACAAAAAGAACUUGAAUUCAAGAUGAAAAGGAAUCGACGAAAAAAGGUACCUGCCAUUCCAGAGCAUUUUUUGGGAACUUCUGAUGAGGAAUUUGUUGUGGUAGCGGAAAAUGUGGAUAGGUUAGAAUGUGAAGAGAACAAAAAGGAAGAAUCCUUAUCAGUUGAUCACGAAAGAGAACUGCAGCAACUAGUCAUCGAUGAGGAACCGGGAAAGUUCGGCGUUCCACCCAAGGGCAUUGAUGAAAAGGAGUAUGCUUUAUUAAUGGAGAAAUUAAAUAGGAUAGAGCGUGAAGAGAACCAAGAAAACGAACUGUAUUCAGAAGAUAACGAAAGUGUUCUUGAUUCGGACGAUUUACCAGAAUGGGAAGUUGAUGAACGCCUUCAGGAGAGCACAACGGGUAAAGCAAGUACUUCAGCAGUGAUCGUGAAGAAUAAUGAAGUGAAAAGUAAAGGAAAAACUGUAUCAAAAGAGGGUGGUGAUGAAACUUGUAGCAGCAACUCUGGAGCGACGAUUUUUGGCGGCCAAUUGAAUUCUCCUUCAACACCUAACGAAAUGGACAACGUCUCACCGCCUCUGUUUGCUGAUGUUAAAACGAGAAGAUUUGACUAUGAAAAGAAGAAGGCAAAACGCACACAACAUUCAGUUCGAUUUAGUAAUGAACUUGAAUGUGCUUCUGAAGAUGUCGCCAUUUGUCAUAAGGAUGAAUCAGAUAAACGCUCAGAAGAGGAUUCGAAACAGUCGAUCGAAAUGACAGAGAAAGUUGAAGAUGAGCCAAAACCUAUAAGAAACGAUGAGCCACGCUUCUCAACAUCAUUACCUCGUCGAUCAAUUUUGCGUAACAGUUCUGAACGUUCUCCCAUCAACGCAAAAGCAGUUGCGGAAGCUGAAUGCAGAGAUCACCGGCCAGUGGUUGCUACAUCACCAGAGGUGUUCACGGGUGUUGUUUGCGAACGGUUGAAUCCAAAUGCGUCAACAAGCUCGUCCAAGACAAUUACGGCUGUUCGGCAACAAGAGGCAAGGCAAGAACAGAUCAGCGCUCAGUCGAACUGUGAACCAAGCAAGCGAAUUUCACGUUUCAAGAUGUAUCGUGCUCAACUAGAUCGACCAAAUCGUUGA
Messenger RNA from Anisakis simplex (herring worm), 1488 nucleotides. The record is from the annotation of a GenBank genome assembly. Lineage: Eukaryota; Metazoa; Nematoda; Chromadorea; Rhabditida; Anisakidae.